This is a messenger RNA of Bacidia gigantensis, 2001 nucleotides long. RefSeq lists its product as uncharacterized. The coding region runs from base 1 to 2001 and encodes 666 amino acids. Gene Ontology annotation, molecular function: mannosyl-oligosaccharide 1,2-alpha-mannosidase activity; calcium ion binding. Gene Ontology annotation, biological process: N-glycan processing; carbohydrate metabolic process. Lineage: Eukaryota; Fungi; Ascomycota; Lecanoromycetes; Lecanorales; Ramalinaceae. The transcript is spliced from 2 exons. The record is from RefSeq and is a predicted model, not a curated record. Gene Ontology annotation, cellular component: membrane; endoplasmic reticulum.
AUGUCAUUUCAGCGGCUACAAAAUGGUCACGUGCGAGAUUCACUGGGGGGCAAGAUUGAUGAAUACCUUGAUCAUCGAGAGUUGCCAAUGUACAAAGACAAGCCAUACAAUUACUCCGCCUCGAGUAAGACGAAACCUAUUUAUAAGCGAUGGAGAACGAUCGCUGGCAUUGCUCUUGCAACUGUGACUCUUCUUUAUUGGCUUGGAUCCUCAAAUUCAACUGAUUCAAAACCCCAUGCUAAACCCAACAAAAGUGGCUCGUGGGGCUGGUCUAACAAGAAACUAGGCAUUGACUGGAACUCACGUCGUGAAGAGGUCAAGGAGACUUUCGUAUACAGCUGGAAUGGCUACGAGCAAUAUGCGUGGGGCUUUGAUCAAUAUCGACCGCUCUCGAAAGAUGGAGCGCAGAUGAAUGAGCAGGGGAAGGGCCUAGGUUGGAUUAUUGUCGACGCUUUGGAUACCAUGAUGAUCAUGAAUUUGACGUCUCAGUUAUCACACGCUCGAGAAUGGAUAUCUACUUCGUUAAAUUAUGACCAGGACUAUGAGGUCAACACCUUUGAAACAACAAUCCGUAUGAUGGGUGGCCUGCUCUCCGCUCAUUAUUUGUCCAACUCGUUUACUGAUUUGGCAAACGUGAAAGACGACGAUAAGGGCGCCCCUGGUGAGGACCUGUACCUUGAAAAGGCCACCGACUUAGCCGACAGGUUGAUGGGUGCCUUUGAUUCUCCAAGUGGGGUGCCUUUUGCUAGCGUCAAUCUUCAGACCUCCUUAGGCAAAGGAUCGCAUGUAGAUGAUGGCGCAUCAUCGACAGCAGAAGCAUCAAGUCUGCAAUUGGAGUUCAAGUACUUGGCCUACCUAACUGGGGAGAAGAAUUACUGGGAGAAGGCAGAGAGGGUGAUGGAAGUUAUCGACGAUAAUGGGAGGCAGGAUGGUCUCCUUCCAAUCUUCAUAUAUCCAACAACUGGUACCUUUAUGGGAGAGAACAUACGACUUGGCAGUAGGGGAGAUUCAUACUACGAAUAUUUAAUCAAGCAGUAUUUGCAGACCGAAGCAGAGGAACCCCUCUACGAGAACAUGUGGAGCGAAUCCUUAGCUGGGAUAAGGAAACACUUAAUAACUUACUCGAACACGUCACACCUGACCGUCCUGGCAGAACGCCCCAGCAAUCUUGAGGGCGCAAUUUCCCCAAAAAUGGAUCAUCUAGUCUGCUUCAUGCCUGGUACUAUUGCACUCGCCACGACUGGAGGUGUGACGGUCAAUGAAGCCAAAGCUGCCGGAAAGUGGAACGAACAACAAGAAAGUGAGCUGCGCCUGGCCCGAGAAUUGACGAAGACUUGCUACGGCAUGUAUAAAGUCAUGGCUACGGGUCUUGCCCCUGAGAUUGCUCACUUUGCGUUGAGCGAGCCACCACAUAUGGAAUCUGACGGCAUUCUUGAAUCAGCCGAGCUAACCGACGACCCGGAAGCUGAAUGGCGGAAGGAUUACGAGAUCCAUCACCAAGACAACCACAAUUUACAACGCCCUGAGACGAUCGAGACCUUGUUCUAUAUGUACCGCAUCACUGGGGACGAGAUGUACCGCGAAUGGGGGUGGGAAAUCUUCCAGAAUUUCUUGAAAUACAGCAAAGCAGAUGAUAACGCUGGUUAUACAAGUCUAGCACACGCGAAUGAAAUACCGCCGAUAGAAAAAGAUAAUAUGGAAAGUUUUUGGCUGGCCGAAACGCUCAAGUACUUUUACCUACUGUUCUCACCCCCUGACUUCCUACCGCUGACAUCGGUUGUCUUUAAUACUGAGGCACAUAUCUUUCCUCGCUUCAAACUGGCCAGAGGGCUGCAAACGGGUUGGGAACGGACACCUCGAGAUGCGCAAGGUGUUAUGCAAAAGGCGUUUAAGAAGUCCAAGACUCUUAUUGUCCAGAAGCCGUUGCAGCACGAGACAGCGCCCUCCUCUCUACCAGACGAACAAAAAGCGGGGGAAGGUCAUGUAGGGUUGUCAGGAUAA